Molecule: messenger RNA, 214 nt
Organism: Monoraphidium neglectum
Lineage: Eukaryota; Viridiplantae; Chlorophyta; Chlorophyceae; Sphaeropleales; Selenastraceae
Exons: 1
Source: RefSeq, a predicted model, not a curated record
AUGCCAUCAGAAAACUGGUGGGAGGACGAGCUAGAGUACGACGCGAUCACAGAGAUACUUGAGCCCAAGCGGGUCUCCCUCCUCACGCCGCAGCAGUGCGCCAGCUCCGGCGCCGCGGCCGCCGCCAUGGGCGACCCGCCGUUUGCCGCGGCAUUCGCCAGCGCGGCGGCGCGCGAGGCGGCGGAGCGGCUGUGGGCGGAGCUCGGGCGGGCAG